UUAAUGCAGUGGUGGCAGCCAUCUUGAAUAAAAUUUCACGGUGGCGUAAAGUGUAAUUCCAAAUAAAAUAAUUAUGUCAAUAAUAGUGAAUGAUAUACAAAAUAAAAUUUGUCAUAAAAAAAUACAAUAUUUAUAAAGACUAAACCAUUUGCAAAUACUCAUUCGGAGUGCGUGAAAAUUAUUAAAAGAUCACCAAUAAAACAAAUCAGCUGUUAUCCGUCAAUCGAUGUCAACAAAAUUACAUAAUUUUGUUUAGAAAAACAGUGUAACCUCCGUUUUUGAGUGUCAUUUUGAUAUUAGCAAACAUGCAGAUUCAUAUAAAUGUUCUGCAGAACAAAUUCUUCAAGUAAAUGUUUAUCCAGAGGGUGCCAAAAUUCUCGACUAAUUUACGACUUUUUAUAGAAUGUAGUCCACAGUACAUUUUUUAAACAUGGAUUACAACAAUAUAUUUGAGUGUGGUGGAUUUUAUUUUAUACACAAUUUUGACUCUGGAAAUCUUGGUCAUGUGGAGCGAGUGCCUACGGAGCUUAUUGCUCCUAGCCAUAACCCAAAAACAAAUACAGCUGAAACCCCGGACUAUGAGUUCAACAUGUGGACUCGGCCAGAUUGUGCCGGCACUGAGUUUGAGAAUGGCAACCGCACCUGGUUUUACUUUGGCAUCCAAGCCAGAGAGCCUCUUGUUACCGUGCGGCUGAAUCUAAUAAACCUGAACAAGCAGGGCAAGAUGUAUAACCAGGGCAUGGCGCCAGUCACGCGGACACUGCCCGGGAAACCACAGUGGGAAAGGAUAAAAGACCGGCCAGUACAUUCUAUGGAUGACAACACGUUCACGCUAAGCUUCAAGUACCGAACGUCCGACAACCUGAAGGCGACUACGUUCUUCGCGUUCACGUACCCCUUCUCGUUCGCGGAGCUGCAAAUAGCCCUGAACUCUAUAGACCUCAAGAUGCUGCCCGCGCCGUCCCCGCAGGCCCCCGACGAUAUAUACUACUGUAGGGAAUGCGUUAUAUACUCGCUGGAAGGGAGACGAGUGGACUUGCUCACAAUAAGUUCCCACCACGGCAUCACGGCGGAGCGCGAGGACAGACUCAAACACCUGUUCCCCGAGAACAAACCUAGAGCGUUCAAGUUCCCGAACAAGAAGGUAAUCUUCAUAUCAGCGCGCGUGCACCCCGGCGAGACCCCCUCGAGCUUCGUAUUCAACGGUUUUCUCAAUCUUUUACUGACCCGUCACGACCCCAUCGCCAUACAACUGCGCAAGCUAUAUGUGUUCAAGAUGAUACCGUUCCUCAACCCCGAUGGGGUCGCCAGAGGGCACUACAGGACGGACACCAGGGGGGUUAAUUUGAACAGGGUCUAUUUGAACCCCUCGCUGCUGCACCAUCCGACGGUUUUCGCGUCCAGAUCUUUGAUUAGAUACUAUCAUUUUGGUUGUGAAAGAGAUGAUACGUUCGACGACGUUAAAAGCAUAGCGUCUCACAGCAUACAGAACAUCAGUGAGAGUGUCGAGAUACUCGAAACGAAGAAGAAAAAGAGCCCUCCGUACAAGUCGAAGCCGAUCUCCAACAAAUCAUCGAGUACGCUGAAAGCGCGGCCGUCCACCGCCGACACGAAACGCGGGGAGCGAUCCAAUGAGGGCUCGUUGUUGAUCGAUCAGCUAAUGGACUCGAAAAAGGCUCCUCCGUUGAAAGGGAAGCCCGUGCCCGCGAACGUGUCUUCCAACACACUGAAGCGACCUUCCACAACCGAGGGCUCCAAGCAAAACGUCAAGGCGCCGAGCUCUGGGGAGGAAAACUUAAGCGAUCAGGUGUGCGAGCUAAAACUCCGAGAGAUGACGUCACAGACGACGGAAACUCACUCAUCUCGUCCGUCUAACAAUCCCUCGCUGCUGAAUGACGAGACGCUCAGAUCGUGCCUGGGCUCGGCAGUGCACCUGAGCUCUAGCGACCAGCUCAACAUCCCGGGCCAUAACCCGCUGCUCCCGCUGCGCGACACGCUCAAGAACAGCAUCACCCUGCUCAUGGGCACGGCCUCUGUCUCUGAAUCCGCGCGCAAGGAGAGCUCGAACGUGCGCAUGGGCUGGUGCAACGACUGCCGGCGCGCUGUCAACAGGCUGCACGAGACCAUCCCCGGCCUCGCGGGCACUGUGGCCGGCUACAACACCGCCGUGGCUGCACGAGACCAUCCCCGGCCUCGCGGGCACUGUGGCCGGCUACAACACCGCCGUGGUGAGUCCGUGUCCUUAGUGAACCACACGCAGUCCGCAUGGCUGGUGCAACGACUGCCGGCGCGCUGUCAACAGGCUGCACGAGACCAUCCCCGGCCUCGCGGGCACUGUGGCCGGCUACAACACCGCCGUGGUGAGUCCGUGUCCUUAGUGAACCACACGCAGUCCGCAUGGCUGGUGCAACGACUGCCGGCGCGCUGUCAACAGGCUGCACGAGACCAUCCCCGGCCUCGCGGGCACUGUGGCCGGCUACAACACCGCCGUGGUGAGUCCGUGUCCUUAGUGAACCACACGCAGUCCGCAUGGCUGGUGCAACGACUGCCGGCGCGCUGUCAACAGGCUGCACGAGACCAUCCCCGGCCUCGCGGGCACUGUGGCCGGCUACAACACCGCCGUGGUGAGUCCGUGUCCUUAGUGAACCACACGCAGUCCGCAUGGCUGGUGCAACGACUGCCGGCGCGCUGUCAACAGGCUGCACGAGACCAUCCCCGGCCUCGCGGGCACUGUGGCCGGCUACAACACCGCCGUGGUGAGUCCGUGUCCUUAGUGAACCACACGCAGUCCGCAUGGCUGGUGCAACGACUGCCGGCGCGCUGUCAACAGGCUGCACGAGACCAUCCCCGGCCUCGCGGGCACUGUGGCCGGCUACAACACCGCCGUGGUGAGUCCGUGUCCUUAGUGAACCACACGCAGUCCGCAUGGCUGGUGCAACGACUGCCGGCGCGCUGUCAACAGGCUGCACGAGACCAUCCCCGGCCUCGCGGGCACUGUGGCCGGCUACAACACCGCCGUGGUGAGUCCGUGUCCUUAGUGAACCACACGCAGUCCGCAUGGCUGGUGCAACGACUGCCGGCGCGCUGUCAACAGGCUGCACGAGACCAUCCCCGGCCUCGCGGGCACUGUGGCCGGCUACAACACCGCCGUGGUGAGUCCGUGUCCUUAGUGAACCACACGCAGUCCGCAUGGCUGGUGCAACGACUGCCGGCGCGCUGUCAACAGGCUGCACGAGACCAUCCCCGGCCUCGCGGGCACUGUGGCCGGCUACAACACCGCCGUGGUGAGUCCGUGUCCUUAGUGAACCACACGCAGUCCGCAUGGCUGGUGCAACGACUGCCGGCGCGCUGUCAACAGGCUGCACGAGACCAUCCCCGGCCUCGCGGGCACUGUGGCCGGCUACAACACCGCCGUGGUGAGUCCGUGUCCUUAGUGAACCACACGCAGUCCGCAUGGCUGGUGCAACGACUGCCGGCGCGCUGUCAACAGGCUGCACGAGACCAUCCCCGGCCUCGCGGGCACUGUGGCCGGCUACAACACCGCCGUGGUGAGUCCGUGUCCUUAGUGAACCACACGCAGUCCGCAUGGCUGGUGCAACGACUGCCGGCGCGCUGUCAACAGGCUGCACGAGACCAUCCCCGGCCUCGCGGGCACUGUGGCCGGCUACAACACCGCCGUGGUGAGUCCGUGUCCUUAGUGAACCACACGCAGUCCGCAUGGCUGGUGCAACGACUGCCGGCGCGCUGUCAACAGGCUGCACGAGACCAUCCCCGGCCUCGCGGGCACUGUGGCCGGCUACAACACCGCCGUGGUGAGUCCGUGUCCUUAGUGAACCACACGCAGUCCGCAUGGCUGGUGCAACGACUGCCGGCGCGCUGUCAACAGGCUGCACGAGACCAUCCCCGGCCUCGCGGGCACUGUGGCCGGCUACAACACCGCCGUGGUGAGUCCGUGUCCUUAGUGAACCACACGCAGUCCGCAUGGCUGGUGCAACGACUGCCGGCGCGCUGUCAACAGGCUGCACGAGACCAUCCCCGGCCUCGCGGGCACUGUGGCCGGCUACAACACCGCCGUGGUGAGUCCGUGUCCUUAGUGAACCACACGCAGUCCGCAUGGCUGGUGCAACGACUGCCGGCGCGCUGUCAACAGGCUGCACGAGACCAUCCCCGGCCUCGCGGGCACUGUGGCCGGCUACAACACCGCCGUGGUGAGUCCGUGUCCUUAGUGAACCACACGCAGUCCGCAUGGCUGGUGCAACGACUGCCGGCGCGCUGUCAACAGGCUGCACGAGACCAUCCCCGGCCUCGCGGGCACUGUGGCCGGCUACAACACCGCCGUGGUGAGUCCGUGUCCUUAGUGAACCACACGCAGUCCGCAUGGCUGGUGCAACGACUGCCGGCGCGCUGUCAACAGGCUGCACGAGACCAUCCCCGGCCUCGCGGGCACUGUGGCCGGCUACAACACCGCCGUGGUGAGUCCGUGUCCUUAGUGAACCACACGCAGUCCGCAUGGCUGGUGCAACGACUGCCGGCGCGCUGUCAACAGGCUGCACGAGACCAUCCCCGGCCUCGCGGGCACUGUGGCCGGCUACAACACCGCCGUGGUGAGUCCGUGUCCUUAGUGAACCACACGCAGUCCGCAUGGCUGGUGCAACGACUGCCGGCGCGCUGUCAACAGGCUGCACGAGACCAUCCCCGGCCUCGCGGGCACUGUGGCCGGCUACAACACCGCCGUGGUGAGUCCGUGUCCUUAGUGAACCACACGCAGUCCGCAUGUCCGCAUGGCUGGUGCAACGACUGCCGGCGCGCUGUCAACAGGCUGCACGAGACCAUCCCCGGCCUCGCGGGCACUGUGGCCGGCUACAACACCGCCGUGUCUCGAGGGAGCAGCCCUUGCGGCUCCAUCCAAGAGUACCGAGAAGUUCAGAAACAGCAAUAUGACGAGCAGAAGGCGUUGGAGAGAAAGCUCCAAGACUUAGAGCAGGCAGCAACGGACGAGACCGUUUACUUCUGUACAAACUGCUUCAAGCGAUACAUCGUCACACAAAAUAAUGAGGAAAUUAAAUUGGUGUCCGGCGUGUCGACGACGAGCGUGGCCGUGGCGGCCGGCGACGGCGACACCGGACACGCGCAGCAACCGACCGACGACCACGAACCCAAGCUGCGGUUACUACCAACACCAACGCCACCACCCAAAGAAGAGAAGAGCAAGUCGCCCCCACCCGCGCCGCGGAACCGCAAAAAAGCACCCCCGCCCCCGCCCAAGCCGAAGGAGCCCGAGUCGGGUCUAUUCCUGUACAUAGAUCUGCACGGACACGCCUCUAAAAAAGGUAUCUUCAUGUACGGGAACCACUUCGAGGACUCUGAAGCGUCAGUGGAGUGCAUGCUGCUUCCUCGGAUCAUGUCUCUUAACAACAUGCACUUCCAUUUUUCCUCGUGCAACUUCACUGAGCGAAAUAUGUACCUUAAGGACCGGCGCGACGGCAUGUCCCGCGAGGGCUCCGGGCGCGUGGCCGUGCUGAAGGCGACGGGGCUGGUGCGCUCGUACACGCUGGAGUGCAACUACAACACGGGCCGCCUGGUCAACGUGCUGCCCCCCGCCGUCAAGGACGCGCCCAACGCGACCGCCGCGCAGCCCCUCCCGCCCAAAUACACGCCGCAUAUAUUCGAAGAGAUAAGGCUCCGCAAUAAGAAUCUGGAGAAUUCGGAAGAUAUAGAUCCCUGGCAGGUGGGGCGUUCUCUCGGCGCGUCGAUCCUGGACCUAACGGGGCACCACCCGAACUCGCGCGUGCCGUGCUCCGAGCACCGCACGCUCGCCUCCGUGCGCGACUGGCUGCGUGCGCACACGCACACGCACACGCGCGCCGUGCGGCCCCAGUUGACCAUGUCCCGGCUGCGACCGAAGACGUCGUCCCCGACUCGCGCGCCGCUGUACGCGCGCUCCAAGGCCAAGGUGUCGGAGUUGGAGCGCAAGGAGAACACGUACACGUACGCCGGCGCCAAGGCCGACGAGCACCGCGCGCUCCGCACGCCGCCCGCGCGCUCCGUGCACGACCUCGCCGCCGCCGCCGUCCGCUACCGGGAGCCCGAGCCCAAACCCAAGGCCUUGGUCAAGCGCCGCAACGUGCUCGCCGUACGUAAACCGAACGCCAGCAAAACUCAGCUCACCAAGCAGAAGCCCGCGCGCCGCUCCGCCGACGACGACAGCCCGCGCCCCUCCAUGCUCUCCACCAAGAUCGGCUCCAAGCGGAGCUUGAACCGCUCCAUCCGCGCCAUCACCCGCGCCGACGCCAACCACUGCCGCGCCAUGGCCUCCUCCUCCUCCUCCUCCGAGAUGGCCGGCUGGGAGGAGGUCCCGGGCGGGACGCUGACGGCCCUGUCCCGGGCGGAGUCUCUCUCGAUGUCCGGCAAGCGCCGCCCGCAGGCGUUCGCCGCCCCCCAGCACCUGAAGAAGCUCCGCCUGAAGACGGGCUUGUAGCGCAAGCCGCGCGCGCGCCCCGACCCGGGCGCGCCGCACGCCCACACCUCCGCCCCGUAACCCGAGGACCAGGGUCCGACCCGACUAGGCCGCCCGACUACUCUUAACAGGGAACGAUUGGCUUCUACAAUUUGAGCCUUAUUUGGAAGUCUUAAGGUUCAAAUCGAUGUCAAAAGGAACUAUCUGAGCCAGUUUCAAGCCUGCUAUGGCACUUAGGUAUAGCUAUAAAUGCAUGUACCGCUAUAGAUGGGUCUUGAUUUUAAUUCGAGGCAUAAAACUAAAAUAAUUCUAUGCUGAAAACUAGCAAACAAUAGCGACUGGUAAAGAGUAGACGGCCUAGUGCGACCGAGACUGCUAGUCCGCAAAUUAUCAUCUCAUUGGCGUUAUUCACCAGCGAUUUUUCAGCUAUCUUCGAUCCACAACAGACGCUACUCGUAAGAAUAAUUGAAGAAUUGCCAGCGAAACGCUUAGUGUAAACACUUUAUCAAGUCUGACAGACGGCGGCGGCUCGCGAUACGAGUAUGCUAUAUAUAAAUAUAAAUUAAGAGUGCUCGACCCUUUUCCUAUAUUUAGGAUAGGUUUAUUUAGAUGUGAUCGGUUUUUCUUUGGUUUUUGUACUUGCCACGACACUCGAUAGUUUCUGAUUGAUAUCCAUACUGUAUGUUUCCUAUCUAAAUAAGAUAUCAUACGCGUAUAGAAAGUCUAAUAGACCCGUUCCCUUUAUCUCCACCGAAAAAAAAAAACUUUCAAAACGAUAUUGUGAGUUAUUAUUUUUUGUUGCAGUUUUACAGAUUUAUAUACUAAGUUUUGUGUGAUGGAAAUUGUAUUGUUUUAAAUAAAAAUAAACGUAUGUCUAUUGCAAAUACUAUUCUCGAUACCGUGUGUGUAUUUUUCGUUAUUUUAUGUUUCAGAUUAUGAAAUGUUUAUACAUAUACACUACAAUACUUUGCACUUUAAAGUAAGGUUUAAUUAAAAGACAUAUUAGAAAAACUAUCCUUAUAAUAUGCUAAAUUUGUAAAGUAUAGUGUUCCCCAUAGGGGCAUAGGGUAAUAGCUCCUGGAGCCGUUUGUAAAAUGAAAUUGAUCUCAUUAAGAAAAUUUUAUAAACCUAUGGUUACUGACGAGGUGUGUAUCACAAAAUAUAAUUACUUAUUUCUGUUUAUACCAAAUAGGUAUAGGAUCCUACCUUGGUGGCAAGUGGUACAAUUACAAUUUUCAAGUUUAUAGAAUUUAAAUGUGCAAUUUUUACCGUUUUAGUAAACGGUAAAAAUUCCCCCCACUUGCCUCGUCUGACCUUAAGUAUAGGUCAGACGAGGCAAGUGGGGGGGGGAAAUACCUCUACCCAAUACAACAUGUUAAAGUCAGGGGUAGAAAGUUUCCCCUACGGUGUAAAGUAGAAAACGCGCAAUGGAUUUAGUGCUUCAAUCUUUACUUACUGUUAUAAAAUAAUGGUACUUGCCCCCAUCUCUCCGUACAUACACACUUUAUAAGGAUAUAGUACCUAUACAGAUAUUGUGCCACCAAGCUACGAUCCAGUAUGUGUCCUUAUAAGGCUGUCAGUAGACAGUAUGUUUUGCCCUAAAUCGUUUACGUUAAUAAGUAAUUAAGCUUCUAUGGUAACAGUAAUUUUAUAGGGUAAAUAAUAUAACACAGAAGUAAAUCAUUGUUUACAUAAAUUUUUGCAACUGUAUAUAUGAUUUUGGUUACAGGAUUCACAAAGAUUGCUAUAUAAUUAUAGGACUACAUUUACUGGUUAUCACAAAGUAGUAUAGAAGGAGGCACAGAUGUAAUAUACUCUUCUGUGUCAUAGCUGUGCAAUAUAUUGUAAAGAAAAAAAAUAUUGUAAUGAUUUUUUAAGGUAAUUGGAAAUUUAAUUCUAAAUGUACUAUUGAAAUUUUUUUGUUUUGUGUAAAGUGUUUAUCAUAGAAAGUAUUGUAUGUAUAUUUUAAAAUAGUAACUAUUUAUUAUGAAAUGUAAUAAACAAUUAUAAUAACAGCAA
Molecule: messenger RNA, 8476 nt
Organism: Cydia strobilella
Lineage: Eukaryota; Metazoa; Arthropoda; Insecta; Lepidoptera; Tortricidae
Exons: 23
Coding region: 431-6478 (2015 amino acids)
Biological process (GO): proteolysis
Molecular function (GO): zinc ion binding; metallocarboxypeptidase activity
Source: RefSeq, a predicted model, not a curated record